Messenger RNA from Plutella xylostella (diamondback moth), 1138 nucleotides. It is a transcript of the gene rtv, whose product is annotated as QVR superfamily protein rtv. The record is from RefSeq and is a predicted model, not a curated record. Gene Ontology annotation, biological process: sleep; regulation of synaptic transmission, cholinergic; positive regulation of voltage-gated potassium channel activity. NCBI's taxonomy places the organism in Eukaryota, Metazoa, Arthropoda, Insecta, Lepidoptera, Plutellidae.
GGUUUGUAAUUUGUAUAGUUUGGUGGGUUUGUUUCAUGCUGAUAAGAACUUUAAAGUUUAUAAAAGUUAAUGGAAGAAUGAUUAUUAGUCAUUUGUGUUAAAAUACAAGACUCCUGAGCAACAAAAUGAAGUGGACGCACAUAUAUGUUUCCGUAUUUAUGAGUAUAAUAGCUUUGAAGCAAGUGAGUGGUCUAAACAAAAGAUGUAUAAGAUGCAGAUCAAGAGGUGAACUUGGCUCAUGUGCUGAUCCGUUCCCACUGAAUGUGACAGAACCGGAGGUGGAAGCCGGCAUCCAUGUGGUGGCGUGCCCAUCUGGAUGGUGCGGAAAGAUGAUUGAAGGAACCUCAGGAGCUUUCCGCAUGGACGACUAUGGUGCUGCUACUCAAAGAAUGUGUCUGCAAAGAGCUCCGUCCGACUAUGAAGAGAGAUGUGCCUACACUCUGUGGAACCACAGGAAGGUAUACAUGUGUUUCUGUAAUGGAGACUUGUGUAACUCUGCCAUUACUGUGCCUAUAUACUCAUCAAUGAUCUUUAUGACAUUUUUAACAACAAUUUAUAAUAUAUAUUUUAAUAGUUAGUAUGUAAGUUGUACUUUUUAAACAAUUGUGAUAGCAUGAUUCCGUCCUUUUAUACCUUUUAUGAUAAUUAUAGCAUAGUUUUACGAAAAUAUGUAAUACAUUUUAAUACUCAUGCUCAAAACAAACUUCCUAAAGUGCAGUGAACACUAUUCUGAAAGACUGAAAGAGAUCAUCAUUAUUUUGUAUUUUAUCUUACAAUGUUAUCAUUGGUCUGAUAUUUGAACAUUAAUAAUAUCUUAAUACUUAAUUGAAUGAGUCUCAAUUGAUCUGAAUUUUGAUAACUUUUAAUACAUAUAUAUUUUUAAUAUAAACUGUUACUUGUUUGUUUUGCAUCACUGCCUUUUUAAGAUUGAUAAGUAAUGAUUUAUACCCACAUGUGUAUACUGCCAAGAUUGUAUGUAAAUCAUAGUUACCUUUACAAAGGAAAAUAAGGAAAACUUACGAAUGUACUUGUAGACAAAUUUAUUAAGUACUUAAUUUUAUAAAUAAGAUACAGUUAUUUUAUGACUUGUUAAAUUAAGAUUGAGUAUUUUUACAGACAUUAUACAUUUUAUCGUAUA